ACUACACAUAAACGUCAUCAGAACGCGCCUUCGAUGUGAAGGACCUUUUAGCGAGAAAGUAAUGCACGUGAGCGCGUCGUUUGGAGGUUUAAGAAGAUGUAAACUAUUGCCGGUCGUCUCUACUCAAGCGGAAGACACCAUUCACAAAGUACAAUAUCGCACAUUUUCCUUUCAAAACAUUUCCCGGGCUUUGCUUUGUCAUUUUCGUAGCUCGACGAUGGAGCAGGCAGCCACCAAUCCUGCCGGAUCCGCAGAGGUAAACAGCCCGGUGUCCGCGGAGGAAACGAAUACGACAGAGGCAGCAGAAAGUGGGAAACGCAAAAGCGACGAGACAGACCAACCGGAGUCUAGGAACCGAGGGAAGAGGCGACGAGGAGCGGGAGGGAAGAAGCUCCGUCCGGGUGAGAGAUACAUCCCACCACCACAGAAGCGGAACCCGGGGGUCAGCUUCAGCCGGGAGCAUUUCGACGAAACCUCAUAUUACUUUGAAGGUGGCCUGCGCAAAGUUCGUCCGUACUACUUUGACUUCAAAACGUACUGCAAAGGUCGGUGGAUUGGAAAAAGCCUCCAGGAUGUGUUCAAGAGUGAGUUCAGAGCGGAGUCCAUUGAGUAUUACCAAAAGGCCUGCAAAGAGGGUCGCAUCCGGCUGAACGAGACACCUGUGGAAGACCUGUCUGUGGUACUCAGGAAUAAUGACCAUAUGAGGAAUACUGUGCACCGCCACGAGCCCCCCGUCGUUGGCACACCUCUAAGAGUCCUUGUGGAUGACGGUGAAGUACUGGUGGUCGACAAGCCCGCCUCCAUCCCCGUCCACCCUUGCGGCCGUUUCCGCCACAACACCGUCAUUUUUAUUCUCGGGAAAGAACGGGGCAUCUCCGAGCUGCACACUGUCCACCGGCUCGACAGGCUCACCUCUGGGGUGCUGCUGUUCGCCAGGACACUGGAGAUGUCACAGAGGCUGGACCAGCUGGUGCGAAACAGAGAGCUUGAAAAGGAGUAUGUGUGUCGGGUAGAUGGGGAGUUCCCAGAGGGUGAGCUGGUCUGUGAGGAGCCCAUCCUGGUCGUUUCAUUUAAAAUCGGUGUUUGCCGCGUCGACCCGACAGGUAAGGAGUGCAGAACUGUAUUCCAGAGGCUCAACUAUAACGGGAAAACCAGCGUGGUGCGCUGUUUACCCCUGACUGGCCGCACACACCAGAUCAGGGUUCACCUCCAGUACCUGGGCUUUCCUAUCCUCAAUGAUCCAAUCUAUGGGUCCUCAGCCUGGGGUCCUCACAGGGGUAAGGGGGGAGUGGUGGGGAGGAGUAACGAAGAGCUACUUCAGGCUCUCGUGGAGGAACAUCGCUCUCAGGAGAGUCUUCACCUCUUGGAUAUACCAGAUGACGGGAUUUUGAUUGCGCAAGAGGUUGGGAAAAACGAGACGCCUAAGAACGUAGAUAAAUUAGAUGGAACCUCUGAGCCUAAGAAGGAGAAUUCUCAGAUACAGGUUGAUAGCAGUGAAACAGUUAAUGACCUUACGCCGGGCUGCACAGACCUAAACACUAAGAACACCUCGCUGCAACCGCCACCAAGCAAUUCAAAUGGAAAUCAGAGAGAAGCCGCUGAGUUGACUCACAAAGACCCUCCAGGGACCAGAGACCUGCUUUGCAGUGAAUGUAAGCUAGUCCGACCAGAUCCUACAGAGAGGGAGCUCAUCAUGUAUCUCCAUGCCUUACGCUACAAAGGACCUGAUUUUGAAUAUUCAACGCCUCUACCUGACUGGGCAAAAGAGGACUGGGUGGAAGCUGACUUCAACUGACUGACGAAUUUCCGUCGCUACAUUGUAAAAAUGUAGAAGUAUCCUUUUAAAACGUGGGAAGAUUUAUUUUUGGGCAUUUUGUGCCUUUAAUGGAGAGACAGGACAGUGGAUGGAGGUGGAAAUCAGGGAGAGAGAGUAGGGAAUGAUAUGCGGGAAAGGAAACAAAGGCUGGAUUCGAACCUGGGUCGCCCACUUGGAGGACCAUAGCCUCCAUACAUGGGGCACGCACUAACCACCAGCGCCCAGUGGGAAGCAUUUUUAUUGAUAUUUUUUCAGUGACUUCUCUGAAGGGAACAUCAAGGCUUCACUUUUUAGUUAAUUGUGUACUUUAUCAACUAGGAUAAAGUGAGGAGUAAGUUUUCUUAGCUCCAGGCUCCCUUAAAUAUGAAUUAAAGGAGUUGUAUUUGUUUUAAUUUCAGGGCUCUUUUAUUGUGAAAAGAAUGUCCUUUUAACUUAAUGCCAUCCUUUCUGCCUGUUAUCUAUCUGCUGCUUCAACCUUGAUUUGAAAUGAAUAAAAAAUCCAAACCGCAGGAAA
Messenger RNA from Labrus mixtus (cuckoo wrasse), 2330 nucleotides. RefSeq names its product RNA pseudouridine synthase domain containing 2 (gene rpusd2). Lineage: Eukaryota; Metazoa; Chordata; Actinopteri; Labriformes; Labridae. Gene Ontology annotation, biological process: pseudouridine synthesis. The record is from RefSeq and is a predicted model, not a curated record. Gene Ontology annotation, molecular function: pseudouridine synthase activity; RNA binding. Bases 62 to 1795 code for a protein of 577 amino acids. The transcript is spliced from 3 exons.